UCAUACGCAGUGGCGAAGCUGAGAAUCCGAGAGCGCUCCCAUCACAGUGGGAAGAAGAAAAAUCUCUCACCCGCAUACACGUUUUACAGUUUCUCCCUUCCAGCGGAGCAACGUGACCAAAACACACCAAGAAGGCGGCGGAGCCAAAGAGAAGGACAGGACAGAAGUAUCCGGCCAUGUCUGGCUCGUCGGGACAGAAAAGGGGAGCGGCAGCACGGCUGCGCAAGUGUGCCUUCUGCAGAACCAACCGGGACAAGGAGUGUGGGCAGCUGCUGGUGUCCGACAACCAGAAGGUGGCCGCCCACCACAAGUGCAUGCUUUUCUCCUCCGCGUUGGUGACGUCUCACUCGGACAGUGAGAACAUUGGGGGCUUCUCCAUUGAGGAUGUGAGGAAGGAGAUCAAGAGAGGAAACAAACUGAUGUGCUCAUCCUGCCACCGACCUGGAGCCACUAUCGGCUGCGAUGUGAAGACCUGCCGGAGAACGUAUCACUACUACUGUGCCCUUUGGGACAAGGCCCAAAUCAAGGAGAACCCGUCCCAGGGCAUCUACCUUGUGUACUGCCGCAAACACCGAGACGCCACACAAGACUCCAGUGAAGAUGAACUUGGGGGCGUGGCCAACGACUCAGACUCAUCCCCUCCCCGGGGCAGGGGGCGGGGUCGGCUGGAUAAGGGGCGAAUCAAAGCCAGCUCCCGAGGUCAAUCAGAUGACACCCGCUCAACCUCCUCACAUGGCGCUGAUGACUUGGAGAGCACUUCGCAUCGGGAUCGCUCCCCUCUGAGGGGCAGCCCCAGUGAUUCGGGCCUCCGCUGUGGCUUCUGUCAUGCCGGGGACGAGGAGAACGAGACCCGCGGCGUGCUGCACAUCGACAACGGCAAGAAGGUGGCAGCGCACUACAAGUGCAUGCUCUUCUCCUCCGGGACAGUCCAGCUCACCACCACCUCACGGGCGGAAUUUGGGAAUUUUGAGAUCAAAACGGUCAUCCAGGAGAUCAAGAGGGGAAAGAGAAUGAAAUGCACACUGUGUGCCCAGCUGGGAGCGACCAUUGGGUGUGAAAUUAAGGCCUGCGUGAAGACCUAUCACUACCACUGUGGCCUUCAGGACAAGGCCAAGUACAUUGAGAACAUGGCUAGGGGCAUCUACAAGCUGUACUGUAAGAACCACAGCGGGAACGAGGAGCGAGAUGAGGAGGACGAGGAGAGGGAGAGCCGCAGUCGAGAAAGGGCCGGCCUCGAUCACAGGGGCACCCUCUCUCUGCCGCCGCCUCAGGUCAAUGGCAACUAGGUGGAGGCUUGAGAUACUCAAAAGGAAACGGUGCCAUUGGGGAUCAAAGAUGGGGGGAAAAAAAAAAA
Messenger RNA from Megalops cyprinoides (Indo-Pacific tarpon), 1354 nucleotides. It is a transcript of the gene phf6, whose product is annotated as PHD finger protein 6. NCBI's taxonomy places the organism in Eukaryota, Metazoa, Chordata, Actinopteri, Elopiformes, Megalopidae. Gene Ontology annotation, cellular component: nucleus. The record is from RefSeq and is a predicted model, not a curated record. Bases 177 to 1286 code for a protein of 369 amino acids. The transcript is spliced from 11 exons.